Ruditapes philippinarum (Manila clam) is the source of this 1632-nucleotide messenger RNA. RefSeq lists its product as uncharacterized. The record is from RefSeq and is a predicted model, not a curated record. NCBI's taxonomy places the organism in Eukaryota, Metazoa, Mollusca, Bivalvia, Venerida, Veneridae. The coding region runs from base 307 to 1500 and encodes 397 amino acids. The transcript has 2 exons.
UAUGAAAUACAUGUAGCUUAAUCGAAACAAGGAAGUCGUUAGUAUAUAUAUACCACACGAUAAUCUACCGAUUUGUUUUAGAACUUUCCCUGAUUUAAAAGCUAAAAUAAAGAUGAUUAUUAAUUAAAAAAUCAUUUUAAAAUGCUCUAGUGGAGGACAAAAACUUCUUUAUUGUUGAUGAUUAGGUUUUCUUCAUAUUUUGAAAAUUAGAAGAAAGGACAGUUUUAUUAUAGGUAUUCGGAUCAUAUUAACGUUUACAGAAUAAAUUACAGUACAGACGACAGUUUUGUUAUUGACACUUAUAUUAUGGAAGCAGACGACCGGGAUGAUUGUGGUACAUCCUGCUGCAGUCUUACAUUUGGUUCCAUCUUCUGCUGCAGACCAAUGAGGAAAAACACCAGAAUUAAAAUAUUAUGGGCAUGGUUACUGUUGUUGGCAGUAACGUCAGCUGUUGUUUUAGGUUGUGUUGUUUAUUCUCCGUUCAAAUUAUUAGCCACACCAACUGAUAUGAUUCCUAUUCAAAAUCAUGUACACUUUUUAUUCUGCGAAGAAGUGAAUAUUAUUUCACCGGGAUUACGAUUUAACGGUUAUAUUAUGUCUGGCACUUUAGAGAUAGAUGAUUCUAAAUCACAACAGUACUCACAAAAAACUGCUUUAUUCAUUAAGGAAAGGGUGUACGAAUAUUUUGCAUUUUAUUUCCUCGAGAGGUCAAAAAUAGCUUUAAAACAUUGUUCGGAGGAUUUUCUGACAUUUACUGUUAUUAUAGGAAAAGACAACUUUGAAAUAUGGAAAAAAUAUCAAUAUUGUGACAACUGUUAUUUCGAUAAACGUUUUCUGUUCGCAGCAGGUAGUUGUGUUAAUGAAGAAGCGUAUAGUGACUUUGUUUUGGAAACAAUUGUUGCAGACGAAUAUUUUAUUAUCUAUUCAAAUGACAAUUUCCAAGACGUUUGGGUUGACAUCAAUAUUGAACUUGACCGUGCUAUGUACAACUUUCAGAAUUCCACGACGGUUUGCACGGAUUCCAUUCAGUGUGAUAUCAUCUUAGAUGGUCCAGAGGAAACUCCUUUGAUUUGGGUAAUGGAUUAUAACUAUAAUCUUGGACAAUAUAAUCAUCCUCAAUUUUCUAUCAAAUGCGUCCCUAGAAUAUGGGCAUAUUUAUUAUUGCACGGCUUCCCAGUUUUAUUUAUCGGAAUAUGUUUAAGUAUGAUAAUAAAGAAAAGUUGCAGAAAUCCGGAUACAAAUAACUUGAAUAUUCAAAACGAAAGGACACCAUUGCUAUAUAACAGCGCAGUCUUACCACCAAGUUAUUCUACUGUAUUCCGAGAACCACCAAAAUAUGAGGAUGUUAUGAGGACGUGUGCACCACCGCCAUAUUGUCAAGUACUUGCUGGUAGUCUUGAAACAGUUGACAUUACACAUGAUUUAAAUGAAAAUGUUUCAUCUGACAAUAUACAAGCUGUUCAAGUAGAACAUACACACGUUCAUGAUAUAGAAGUAUGAAUAACAUAAACAAUGGUAAUACUUAUUUUAAAUAGAAAAUGCAUUACAUUUAGAAACAUGUUUUAAAGAUAUGCAUUUAGUGGUCUACAAAAUAUGGAAACUAUUUUAAGAUUAAUAAUCAGUGAAACGAUA